This is a messenger RNA of Pogoniulus pusillus (Red-fronted tinkerbird), 9804 nucleotides long. RefSeq names its product insulin receptor (gene INSR). The record is from RefSeq and is a predicted model, not a curated record. Gene Ontology annotation, cellular component: insulin receptor complex; plasma membrane; axon. Gene Ontology annotation, molecular function: insulin receptor activity; insulin receptor substrate binding; phosphatidylinositol 3-kinase binding. Gene Ontology annotation, biological process: glucose homeostasis; positive regulation of kinase activity; positive regulation of MAPK cascade. NCBI's taxonomy places the organism in Eukaryota, Metazoa, Chordata, Aves, Piciformes, Lybiidae. The transcript is spliced from 21 exons. The coding region runs from base 299 to 4360 and encodes 1353 amino acids.
CAGGGCUCCGCACCGCCUCUUGCCGCCGCCCCGCUCCGCUCCCGGCUGACGGGAGCAGCCCCUUGUUUACUGGCCAGGGAGGCAGCCGCCAGCCCGGCCUGCGCUGGAAGGGGCCGCCGGGGCCGGGGCCGACACCGCAGGGCAGGGAGGAGCCGGGCGCUAUAAAGGGGCCGUGGUGCCUGUCCGGGGGCUCUCGCCGAUGAUGCGAAGCCGAGGCCGGCCCCCGCGCCCGCCCCGCGGCCUCUGAUUCGCCCCCGCCGGGACGCGCUGAGUCGCGGCGGCUGCAGCGGACGCGGGCAUGGCCCCGAAAGCGGUGGCGGCGCUGGCCGUGGCCGUGGUGCUGGCGGCCUGGUGUGCUCGGAGCCGCGGCGAGAUCUGCAGGAGCAUGGACAUCCGCAACAACCUGACCCGGCUGCACAUGCUGGAGAACUGCACGGUGAUCGAGGGCCACCUGCAGAUCCUGCUGAUGUUCAAAACCAAGCCCGAGGACUUCCGUGAGCUCAGCUUUCCCAAGCUGACCAUGAUCACAGACUACCUGCUGCUGUUCCGUGUCUAUGGCCUGGAGAGCCUGAAGGGGCUCUUCCCCAACCUGACCGUGAUCCGAGGCACUCGCCUGUUCUUCAACUACGCCUUGGUCAUCUUUGAGAUGGUUCACCUGAAGGAGAUUGGCCUCUACAACCUGAUGAACAUCACCCGCGGCGCCGUGCGCAUCGAGAAGAACAACGAGCUGUGCUACCUGUCCACCAUCGACUGGUCAAGGAUUCUGGAUUCCGUAGAGGACAAUUACAUUGUGGGCAACAAGGAUGACAAGGAGGAGUGUGGAGAUGUGUGUCCAGGCACUGUGAAGGGGAAGAGCAACUGUCCCCCUACGGUGAUAAACGGCAUCUUCAUCGAGCGCUGCUGGACACACGACCGCUGCCAGCGAGUUUGUCCUCCUGCCUGCAAGUCCCAGGGCUGCACCUCGGACGGGCAGUGCUGCCACAGCGAGUGCCUGGGGGACUGCACGGAGCCCAACAACCCCUCCAAGUGCGUGGCCUGCCGCAACUUCUACCUGGAGGGGCGCUGCGUGGAGAGCUGCCCCCAGGGCUUCUACCGCUUCGAGGGCUGGCGCUGCGUCACCUUCGGCUUCUGCCAGGAGCUGCACAACAAGUGCCGGAGUGCCCGCGAGUCGGGCUGCCAUGUCAUCCACAACCACGAGUGUGUCCACGAGUGCCCCUCGGGCUACAUCAUGAACUCCAGCAACCUGCACUGCACGCCCUGCGCGGGGCCAUGCCCCAAGGUCUGUGACUUCAGCAAGGAGAAGACGAUCGAUUCGGUGACGUCGGCUCAGGAGCUCCGCGGCUGCACCAUCGUCAACGGGAGCUUGGUCAUCAACAUCCGUGGAGGAAAUAACAUAGCAGCUGAGCUGGAGGCAAAUCUUGGCUUGAUAGAAGAGAUCUCAGGUUACCUCAAAAUUCGCAGGUCUUACGCCUUGGUCUCUCUCUCUUUCUUCCGUAAGCUCCAUCUGAUAAGAGGAGAAACGCUGGAGGCUGGGAAUUACUCAUUCUAUGCCUUGGACAACCAGAACCUUCGCCAGCUCUGGGACUGGAGUAAACACAACCUCACGAUUGCACGAGGCAAACUCUUCUUCCACUACAACCCCAAGCUGUGCCUGUCUGAAAUCCACAAGAUGGAGGAGAUCUCCGGGACCAAGGGGCGCCAGGAGCGGAAUGACAUCGCCCUGAAGACCAACGGGGAUCAAGCCUCAUGUGAGAAUGAGCUGCUGAAGUUUUCUUCCAUUAGAACUUCUCACGACAAGAUCUUGCUGAAGUGGGAGCCCUACUGGCCCCCCGACUUCCGCGACCUCCUGGGCUUUAUGCUCUUCUAUAAGGAAGCCCCAUACCAAAACGUGACGGAGUUCGACGGCCAGGAUGCUUGCGGGUCGAACAGCUGGACAGUUGUGGACGUGGACCCCCCGCCCCGCUCCAACGAGCCCAAGGCGCAGGCGCAGCCAGGCUGGCUGCUGAGGGGGCUGAAGCCCUGGACGCAGUACGCGGUGUUCGUCAAGACCUUGGUGACCUUCUCGGACGAGCGGCGAACCUACGGCGCCAAGAGCGAGAUCAUCUACGUGCAGACCAACGCCACGGUUCCAUCAGUCCCAUUGGAUCCCAUAUCUGUUUCCAACUCCUCAUCCCAAAUCAUUCUGAAGUGGAAGCCUCCCUCGGAGCCCAAUGGCAACAUCACACACUACCUGGUGUUCUGGCAGCAGCAGGCAGAGGACAGUGAGCUCUACGAGCUGGAUUACUGCUUGAAAGGAUUAAAGCUGCCCUCAAGAACGUGGUCUCCUCCUUUUGAAUCUGAAGACCCUCAGAAGUAUAAUCAAAGUGAAAAUGAGGAAGUCAGUGGAGAAUGUUGCUCCUGCCCCAAAACAGACUCUCAGAUACAGAAGGAGCUGGAGGAGUCUGCGUUCCGCAAGACAUUCGAGAACUACCUGCACAAUGAAGUGUUUGUGCCCAGGCCCUCAAGAAGGCGCAGAGACCUUGGCUCGAUGGCGAAUGCCACUGUGGUGCUCCCCACCAUCGCCUCCUCCCCAAACAGUUCUGCAGCAGCCACUGAGAGCACAGAGGAGCAGAAGCCCUUUGAGAAGGUGAAGUCAAAGGAGUCUUUGGUUAUCUCAGGCCUGCGGCACUUCACUGGCUACCGCAUCGAGCUGCACGCCUGCAACCACGACGCGCAGGAGUCCCGCUGCAGCGUCGCCGCCUACGUCAGCGCCAGGACCAUGCCUGAAGCUAAGGCUGAUGACAUCGUUGGCCCAGUUACCCACGAGGUGGUGGAGAAGAACACUGUGCACCUCAGGUGGCAGGAGCCAAGGGAGCCCAAUGGCCUCAUCGUGCUGUAUGAGGUGAACUACGGACGCCUGGGGGAGACCGAGGAGGCUCACCUCUGCGUGUCCCGCAAGCACUUCGCCAGCGAGCAGGGCUGCAGGCUGCGGGCACUGCCCCCGGGCAACUACAGCGUCCGUGUGCGAGCCACCUCCCUGGCUGGCAACGGCUCCUGGACAGAGCCCACCUACUUCCACGUGGAUGAUUACUACAUUCCUCAGCCCAACAUCGCUGUCAUCAUCGUUCCCAUUAUUUUUGCCAUCAUCAUUGCUGGGAUUAUUGGAGCUGCCUACGUGCUGGUGAAGAAGAGACAAACUGAGGGACCAACUGGACCACUCUAUGCCUCCUCCAACCCCGAGUAUCUCAGCGCCAGCGAUGUCUACGUCCCCGACGAGUGGGAGGUUCCACGGGACAAGAUCACGCUGCUGCGGGAGCUGGGGCAGGGCUCCUUCGGCAUGGUCUACGAGGGCAUCGCCAAGGACAUCGUGAAGGGCGAGCCGGAGACGCGCGUGGCCGUGAAGACGGUGAACGAGUCUGCCAGCCUGCGCGAGCGCAUCGAGUUCCUCAACGAGGCCUCCGUCAUGAAGGGCUUCAGCUGCCACCACGUGGUUCGCCUCCUCGGGGUGGUGUCCAAGGGGCAGCCCACCCUGGUGGUGAUGGAGCUGAUGGCACACGGAGACCUGAAGAGCUACCUGCGCUCGCUGCGGCCCGAUGCGGAGAACAACCCUGGGCGGCCGCCCCCCACGCUGAGGGAGAUGAUCCAGAUGGCUGCCGAGAUCGCCGACGGCAUGGCCUACCUCAACGCCAAGAAGUUCGUCCACAGGGACCUCGCCGCUCGCAACUGCAUGGUGGCAGAAGACUUCACCGUCAAAAUUGGAGACUUUGGCAUGACCAGGGACAUCUACGAGACCGACUACUACCGGAAGGGAGGCAAGGGGCUGCUGCCCGUGCGCUGGAUGGCUCCGGAGUCGCUCAAGGACGGCGUCUUCACCGCCUACUCCGACGUCUGGUCGUUUGGUGUUGUCCUCUGGGAGAUCAGCAGUUUGGCAGAGCAGCCAUACCAGGGACUCUCCAAUGAGCAGGUGCUGAAGUUUGUCAUGGAUGGAGGAUACCUGGAUCAGCCAGACAACUGCCCAGAGAGGCUGCACAGCCUGAUGCAGAUGUGCUGGCAGUACAACCCCAAGAUGCGCCCUACCUUCAUCGAGGUCAUCGAGAUGCUGAAGGAGGAUUUGCACCCCAGCUUCCACGAGGUCUCCUUCUUCUACAGCGAGGAGAACAAACCUCUGGAGACAGAGGAGUACGAGAUGGACUUUGAGAACAUGGAGAGCAUUCCCCUCGACCCCUCCUCGUACUCACAGAGGGACAAAGUCCUGGGGAGGGACAAUGGCCCCUCCAUGGCCCUCAAGGGGAACUAUGAGGAGCACAUCCCCUACACUCACAUGAACGGUGGCAAGAAGAAUGGGCGGAUCCUCGCCAUGCCCAGGUCCAGCCCUUCCUAACGCUUCCUGUGUGGCCCCAGGGUGGUGUCUUUGUCCUUCCCCUUCACAGAUCUCAGGACUCUGAUGUUGCUGCCACAGUGUGAGACACACCUACAGACUGCAGAGUUUUGAUCAUCUGAUGAUGAGUACUUGUCGUGUUUUGCCAAGCUGACUGCUUGUCAGUGGACCUAUCUGUGAACAUAAAUGGAAGAGGUUUCCAUGGCUACUGUCCCGCCUGUAACCAAGGCUUCAAAACAGGAAGCGACUGAGGGAGUUGGAGCAGAGGAGGAGCCAGCAGUGAGCUGUGCAGCUGCCUAAGCUGUGCUGCUGCCUCAGCGACGCUGCUGCCUCAGCUACAGCCCGGAGCAGACCCCCUGAGGGACAGGAGCGUUCCCAGUGGAAUUUUGAAGCAGUUUCAGGCACUCUUCACUACAGCUGAAGGCUUUGACCUUCAGACUGACCAACAGCUGCUGCUCUCCUGCUUCUCCAAGGGUGGGAGCCUGGGCUGCGUGCAGUACCCAGGGGUGUGUGCAGCACCCUCUGCACCUUGCCUGUGUCCAGAGGUUUCUAUGUUCUCACAGAAGCUUUCCUCUUCUCAGAAAUGUGUACUCAGCUUCUUUUCUCUGUUUCCCUGGAGCAACUAAAUCCUGGGCAGGUUAUUUUCAUACCAAGGACUCUUGGGAGCAGGAUUUCUCUCAUUAAGAAAUGAGGAAAAUGUGCUAGGAGCCAAAGGAGCAGAAAUCUGAGGUCUGUGGGUACCUUCAAGACCAAACAAAGUAGGAGUCCCCUGAGCUGAGACAGGGAGUCCUCUGUCCUAGCAGCUCUGGGUGUAUCUAUUGUCUGUUGUAACAUAUUCUGAAGUGGUAGCUGAAAUUUCACCUUCAUAUAAAUUAUUGACUCUAUGAUCCUUUGGGGAGGGGAGAAUCUGGGGGAUUGUUUGGUCUUAAAGUGGUCCAAAGAUUUCAGAAUGAACGAGUUGUAGCUGCUUACCCUUCUAAGAGUUCUGAAGCAGGUGCUGAGUUUACACUUGACAAGGCUCUGUAAUACAGUUUGGUGAUUUAUACAGCACAGUCAGCUGGCUCCAGCUGAAGCCCUGAGAUCAGUAGCUGGGACUUCGCUUGGCUGAAGGACGCCAGAACAUCCUGGUCCCGGGUCCUGCCUCUCCUUUGCCCCCCAUGGGCCCUCCCUUUGCGCCCUCCGUGCCACAGAAGCAGCCAUUGAGAGGGGAUGAGCAAGGACUGGAACUGAAGGAGACACAAAAGCCCCUGGCCAGGAGGAGCACAAGGGCCAGGCUCUGCAGCCACCACAGAAGCUGGAGGUGCUGUGCUCAGCUGCCUGCUGCUGGCCGCAGGCCUGCGACAUGUCCCUGCGGCGCCGCCGAGGGCCCAGGGCCCCCUGCUGCUUUCUGCUCCUCGGGGGUCUGCUGGACUCGGCUUCGGCUGCUGGAGCUGCUGGGCCUCAGCCGGCAGAGGACAUGUGCCGGGGAGGUGCUGGCAGGGAGAUGCACUGAAGCAAGGAGCGCUGCAGGCCCUUGGUGCACAAGGGGAGAGAGGUGCUCCGUGCUCCACCGCCCGGAGAAGCCCAAGGCCCAGUUUUUGCUGUCUGCCAGGAGAAAGCAAGGCUCUCCCGGCUGGCUGCCAGCAGGGAUGCCCAGCUGGUGGGUGGCUGCCGAUUGCAGCCCAGGUGGUGCUGCUGCACCCUGCCUGUAGCCGCCCGAAAAGGGCUGGGGUCCGUCUGCAAGGAGGCUCCACGCUGGAGCCGUGCCAGGGGGAAUGCCAGGCUCUGUGCCCACCUCAAGCUGCCGAUGCCAGCUGGGACAAAGGUGAAGGGAGCAGGUUGCCUACCAGGUGAGCUGGCAAACCUGCAGCCCAGGCGCGGGGGAGGAGCUGGCUUGCAGAAGGCCUCAGUUUACAUUUCUUCUGCUUUACAACCAGGAGCUGCUCAGCAGCUCUGCUGCGCUGCGGGGGAGGAGGCAGAACUCUGACACUUUUCUAAGGCAGAGAAGCUUUUCUUAUUGGAGGUUUUUUAAUUUAUUUUAAUAUAUAAAACACUGUAAAAAGAAAAAAAAAAACCAAACCAUUUGUUUUGGUAAACACAGAACUUGUCCGUUUGUAUCCCUAGCCCUUGGCAGGUGGAUGUGGUGGGGUUGGUUUUGUCCUGUUCUGGUGCUGUCUACCUCAGUGUUUCUUACUCCUGUUUCAUUACUGCGCACCCUUGAACCUGUUGCAAUGUUCUGGUCUGGACCUGCUGUGAAUCAGGAGAAACCAAUAUCAGCUGAUUGCAAUACUGGGGACCAUUCGCUGGAGGGAAUGACCGAGAGGACUUGGCACUGGUCCAGCACUGGUUGGAGCAGAAGUAGCCAGAGGAACCAGUGGGCAGAUCUGGAUCCAGAAUUCUGACACCACCCUCUUAGUCCUGGAAGAAAAGAUCCAAUGAAGCACUGGGGCUGUGGGGAAGCCCUGAGCUCAGAGGAGCAGGCUGCAUCCCACUGGUGCAGCCUUUGCCGGCGUGGAGCAGUCCCUGCUGUCGGCGCUGGGUUUGGGCUGUCUCGGUCACUGUGCUCAUUCCACCUCCUGGAAUGAUCCUUUCCCAGCACACCUGUGUCUGAUAGCAUUGAAGGUGCAGCCAUCAGAGCACUGGGACUGGCAGAUCUUUGAUGUAGUCAAACUUAGGGACCUCGUAUUGGGUCUGGCUUCUGAAUGCAGCUGAUAUUGGUUGGCCCUCUGAGUACCUCCAGUGUGCAGCACUCGGGGCCCUGGGCAAGGGAGGCCGUGCUCAGCACUGGGGUCAAGUAGUCCACUCACAGCUCAUCAUCACCCUCACUCUGCACCACACAGAGCAGCUUUUUAUACUGAACCCUGAGCAUGAAGAAGAUUCCACUCAUCCUUCUGAGGCUGUGCCAAGGCUGAGGAAGGGCAGUGUGGGCCAUGGUGUCCCCCUUUCAAAACCAGAACACCAGUGCUACCACUGCUGAAGGUUACGUUCAGCUGCAGAGUCAGGAAGAAGUGAAGAUCACCCCCAGAGUUCUCACUUCUGGGAAGUCCUCCACUCUUAGCCUGCAGCUGAUGCUUUGGGCUCUGCUGUUGGCAGCUCCUUGCCCUGAGGAUGCCCAGGUCCCACACCUAGACCUCACUGAUUGAUACCUGCUCAGAGAUGCCAGCAAGUUGAGAUUGGAUGUGUUGGGUGAGACCUUCUCUGUGCUGAAGGACUCCUGCCCAGCAAGUUGUCCUGUGGCCUGCCUUAGGGGAGCUGUUUCUGGUUGCUCCAGCAAGAUCCCUGUCGGGGUAAGGCUGUGGCAGCUGCUGCUGAGGAAGAGCCAGGCAGGGGUGAAAGGGCUGGAGAAGGACAGCCAGGACCCAUGGGUGGGACACUGGCUCUGUCCUUCAGGCAGUAGCUGGUGGAGGGUUGGAUCCUCGUCUUUGUGGGCAGAGAACAUGGUGCUCACAGCACAGGCCAGCAGGGCAGACUCCAGCCUGUUCCAGAGCAGCUGGGAUGUUGGUGUUGGUGCAGAAGGAGUUGCUCUUAGGCUGCUAAAGGGUACUCUUAGUUUAUGAGCAGUGGAUCUAUCUCCUCCUGAGCCUGCACUGCAGCCAUGGGAUGCUUAGCUGGGUCUCCAUCUCCAAAUGCUGCAGAGCCUUGAGCUUUCUUUGAGAAACUCUCCAGGCCCCUACCUGUGUCGCUGACUCAGUGACAAGGGCAGGUGGGAAAAGACAGGAGCAGGGCAGGUGCUGCACUGGAUGUUUGGAGCCUCUUCUCGCGAGUUCCCUCCUGACAUCACUGGGAGACGACAGACGCUGAGCUACCUGAGGCCCCUCACUGUCGGCAGUGAUCCUGAUACCAAGACCAGAGAGACAUCAGAAAGUCAAAUCCUUUGUGCCAUAAAAUCCCUCUCCAGGAUGUGCUGGGUGCUCCUGUGAUCCGUGGGAGAGCAGUUCAGAGACUGGAGUGAGCAAGGAGCUGCAGAGAACCCCUCCAGUCCUCCCAGGAAGCUGCCUGCCCCGACGGCGACUCACAGGAGCCUGUUCCCUGAGCAUCUGAUGCCCCUCAGAGUUUCCUGUGCCCAUGGUCCAGGAGGGGAGCUGUAGAAUGGAGUCAGGAAAGAGUUACUUCAAAAAUACAGGAAAUUCAAACCAGGUUGAGUUUGGUGUUUGUAUGAACUUAAUUGAAUUUGGCCUUUUUGUGCCCUUCUGCUUGGCUCUGUGUUAGCUCUGCUUGGGUUCUGUACGUGGGUGAUGUGUGCAGCCCUCUGCCUGCUUGCUGUCUGAGAGCAUCAUGAGAGUGAAGCCAAUUGUGCAGCUGACUUCUGGAGGAGCCUGACUGCAGAAGCACUUCUAAGGCUACCUGUCCUAGCAGCUCUGCUGUCACUAGUGUGCAUUUCUUUUCCAGGUGAGCUUGCUUGUCCUUCUCGAUGGCUGGUGCAGUGUCAGCAAACUCCCUCCAGCACAAUGCAAGCUGCAGGGGAAGGGAGAAAAAUGACUUUUUAAAUGUUGUACAAUAAAGUUACCUUUAGCUCCUGCUGCUGCCUUACUUCUUUGCCAACAGGUUUGUAGCCUGUAGGAAAGGACACCUCUGCUAGUGGAUUUGUUCUGCUUGGUGUUCCAAUGCAUGGGACUAACCAAGUCCCUUUUCUCAGUCCCAAAAGUCCUUGCAGGAGCAGGGUCUGGUCAGCUGGGAGGACCUGGGAUGGUUCUGGCAGCUAAGGAGGAACCACCAGUGGAGGUUUGGUCACUUAGCUAAAUCCCAGCCCCUGUAAAGUCACAGUGCCACCAGUACUGCUUGAGCUCAGGACCUGAGAGAUCAGAGCUGGAGUCGGUGCCAAAGCUCUUUGGCUAAAGCAGAGUCUCCCAGCAGAGCUUCUAAAUGCUUCUCCCAUAACCCAGUCCUGUGAAAACUGACUGAUGGAGAACUUCAGCCAGGCCACUCCUCAGUCUGAACAGACAGAGUGGGAUUGAAGAAGGAAGUGAAGGAACUGUUUUAGCAAUGAUUUUAUUGGUGAAGCAUCCAAGCAGUGGUUUGUGUUUGUGGCUGGGCCUUCUGGACACUGCUGUGACCAACCUCAGCCAAAAGCAGGAGCCCUGCUUCUGCUUGAACUGCAAACUGAAGUGCAGUGAUGUUCUGUGAAGUCUCUCCUCUUGCUGCUCCCACCUUGCUCUGCAUCUCUCAGGUUCCAGAAGAGCAACAGUUCUGCAGCUCUGACAAACUGAAAUACAGAUCAGAUGUGCCAUGAUUACUUUUUAAGAAGAAAAAAAAGAAGUGGAACUCCUUCCCCUUAUUUUUUUUUCACCUCCUCCUUAUUUUUCACCUCCUUCCCUGUGAUCUGUUUCCAUGGUUCCCUAUCUAAGAACCAAGCAGUGACAUGUACAGAAAAUACCCUUGACUAUUAGAAAGCCACCCCCUUGCUGUGUGUCAGAGUAUUGAACAAUUAACUGUUUCUGUUAAAAUUAUGAAUAAAUGAUGCAGGACUA